UCAAGCCACGCAUGCGCAGUGUCUUUUAUUUCCGGUCGCCAUUCUGAAGUGGAUAAUGGCUUCUAUCGCUCGCUUUCUCAGCAUCUUUUGUGUUCGGGGUGUGAUACGGGACAGAAGGACGGGAGGCAGGUUCUAGUAUAGCGGCUCUGCAGGGACCCUGCAUGGACCACCUUCCAGCUCUCUUCAGGGAUUCUGCGUCACUUGCACUAUGUUCCGGGGCGACUCCUCUCCUUCCUGGUAAUUGGCACUGCACCGCAGCCUGGUAACACAGAGUAUAUUCUGGGAUUCCAUAGAAAAGGCAGCAUCUGUAUUCACUGUAAUGGCAUCAAGACAACCUGAUGUACCUGCCAUUGAGCACAGCUCGAGUGGGCUUCUAGGAAAAAUGUCCCUGCCCAUUGGGAUGCACCGUCGUGCUUUCAGCUAUGACGAUGCCCUGGAGGAUACAGCCCCGAUGACGCCACCUCCAUCGGAUAUGUGCAGUAACACCCUGUGGAGAAAUCCUGUAAUCCCAGAACGUAAAUACCAGAAGCUGUCUAAGGUUGAGGAUGGGGAUGAUAGCAUGCCCCCACCUGCUUUGCCCAAUUCCACCUCUGUUGAGAAGGCUCCUGUGGUGAAAGCCAAAGCAACCUCUGUCAUCAUGAACUCUCUUAUAACAAAGCAUACACAGGAGAGCAUUCAGCGAUUCGAGCAGCAAGCCGGUCUCAGGGAUGCUGGCUAUACUCCACACAAGGGCCUUACUGCUGAAGAGACCAAAUACCGUCGUGUGGCAGAGGCCCUACAUAAGCUAAAGAUGCAAACUGGAGAAUCCAGUGAAGAGAAACAAAGUUCAUCUGCUCAGUCCACUCCAUGCAGCACUCCAAGUUCCUCCCCUAAGCAGAUGCGAAGAUCCUGGUUCAGUCAAGGUUCCACUACAUCUCUCCCUGCUGGCGAAUUCCAAGGCUCUGAUGCAGAUAAAUGGAGCGUGUUUGGUCCUCGUACUGUGCAGAAAUCCAUCACAGACCCAGGUGGUUUUACUGUCCAGUCGUACAAAGGUGCUCAAAAACCAACCCCCAUGGAACUGAUGCGAGCUCAGGCUAACCGAAUAGCAGAUGAACCCAUGACAGUCAAACCACCCAAGAUGGAAAUGCCACCAUUGUCAGCAGAAAAUAAAAAGAUUAACCGGGGCCACAACCUGAAGCCACGAGAUAUGAACAUACUCACACCCACUGGCUUUUAAGAUGCACACGCACUCAUUUCAAUUAGUAUUUGGAGGAGAAUUCCAUUUACUUGUAGGCUUCUCAUUUCAUGCAUGAUACAGAUCCCUUAUGAGGAAGGAGAUUAAUAGUAAACCAUGGACUCCAUUCUCAAAUUGUAUGAGACAACUAAUCCGUUUUAACUUCCCUCAGAGAAAGGUAGGACUUACCACUAUGCAUUCCCUCACUAAGCUGUUGUUGGAUCCCACCUUUGUCUUCUACAAAGAGGUUAUAUUUGUUUCCCUGUACCCUAUUUUGGAGACCUGAUCGGCUGCACUAAAAGAAGCAUGUGAUGGUAGCGCAGACCUGGAGCUUCUCGGCUUUAUCUAUAAUGUGUAGGCCUUAAUACUGAAAUGAAAUCCUUGCUGUUAGGCCUGUAACCAACGACAUGACGCUAGCUCCAGUUUCUUUUCUGCUUUCUAUAAUGUUGGCACAUGCAAACUUCAAAUUAUUAUUAUUUUUUUGAAUUCCAUUUUGAGGAGAUUGCACACGCAAAGUCUGUUGGAUUUAAUUUAUUUGUAUGCGUGGCUUGUGUAAUCUGUGCCCAGUUUUAUGGUGUAAAAUAAACUUGAACUAAGGCUUC
This is a messenger RNA of Bufo bufo (common toad), 1815 nucleotides long. RefSeq names its product KIAA1191 ortholog. Gene Ontology annotation, cellular component: cytoplasm. NCBI's taxonomy places the organism in Eukaryota, Metazoa, Chordata, Amphibia, Anura, Bufonidae. The record is from RefSeq and is a predicted model, not a curated record. The transcript has 9 exons. Bases 320 to 1216 code for a protein of 298 amino acids.